CUGUUACAAAACAAGAUCAUUUCGUCCUUUUUCCAAAUACUGGGAUUUCAAAUUUUAAAAGGCGGAGUCCAAUCUCCGAAGCUUUUCGCCAUGACUGUUUCAGACACCUCAUUCGAUAGGCUUAGCUUUUAUCUGUUGGUUCUUUUGGGUAAAUACAUAACUUCAAAAACUUUAAGUAAACCAAACAUUUUUGAAAGGUUUGAAAACAAAAUAAUUGAUAGUGUAAAGCAGGCCUGCACAACUCAAACUGUUAGGCGGGCCGUAAUACUUGAUCAAACAAAAAUGUGUGCGGGCUGAAAGAAAAUGGGACAAGGGGGAAAGCUAUUAAGAAAAUAAUAAUAAUAAAGAAGAUUUCAUUACUUCGCGGCCGCUAAGUGGGUGCUGGCGGGCCGUAUGGUGUGCAGACCUGACUUUAACGCUGUCUUUGUCAGAGUAUAUUACCUACAAAUUGAUAGCCACAGUGGUCAACAGUGUCCUUAUCAUUUUUCGAAAAUACAAUAGCAUAGCUUGGAAGUUCGAUACCUCUUCCUAAAGAUGGUGGGAUAAAAUGUCAUGGGUGCCACAAAAAUUAAGGGGUGCUACAGUAAGUAAGGGGUUCCACAAUAAGUAAGGGGUGUUACAGUAAGUAAGGGGUUCCACAGUAAGUAAGGGGUGUAACAGUAAGUAAGGGGUUCCACAGUAAGUAAGGGGUGCCAGUUUCAAGUUGCACUAUAACAGAAGAGAAUUUCUUGAAUCUAGUUGUGAACCCAAAUUUGAAGCGGCAACACCACGGAGCAAGAAUCACGUUCAGCCGCUUGCCUUGUUAGAUAGAAUGAUGUUAUUGCAUUUCUUUCCAGUUCUUGGGGCUCUACGCGUGAGUGAUGGAGAAUCUGCUGCUGUGGAGCCGUGGCACUGUUUGGAGACCAUCAACAAGUGUUUGCGGGAGAGGUAAGACAAGCGUGGCCAUGUCAUUAACACUACAUUGGGUACAGAAGCAGGUAAUGCAGUGGGUACAGUUGUGGGUACAGUGGUGGGUACAAUGGCAGGUCCACUUGUGGGUACAUUGGUGGGUACAGCUGUUGGAACAGUGGAUGGUAAAGUGGUGGGUACAGAGGUGGGUACAGUUAUAGGUUUAGUGGAAGGUACAGUGAUGGGUACAGAGGUGGGUACAGUGAUGGGUACAGAGGUGGGUACAUUUAUGUGUACAGUGAUCGUUCCCUGUGGUGGGUACAGUGGUGGGAACAGUGAUAGGUUUAGUGGUUGGUACAGUGGUGGUUGCACUGAGCCUGGGUUUAACCACCAUACUUACUUGUAUCCGAUGCAGACUUUAUCAUAAAAACAGUGUCUAUUUCAGUGGCUAUAAAGAGCAAAUCGACUGUCUGCGUAGGUUUACUUGUCCUGAUGAUGUGGACGAGUCAAUGAGACAAAAAUACAUCAAUGAAACGAUCAAAGAGAAAUCAGAAAUAGGUAAAGAAUGAUGAUGUUAUCAUGCUGUUAAGAAAACAUGACAUCUACAAACUACUAUUUAUAAAGAAAAUGACUAGUGUGUCACUAGGCCUGUGAUAGCAUCAAUGGCAUCUGUCAAUGAAUGGUGUGUCACUAGCCCUGUGAUAGCAUCAAUGGCAUCUGUCAAUGAAUGGUGUGUCACUAGCCCUGUGAUAGCAUCAAUGGCAUCUGUCAAUGAAUGGUGUGUCACUAGCCCUGUGAUAGCAUCAAUGGCAUCUGUCAAUGAAUGGUGUGUCACUAGGCCUGUGAUAGCAUCAAUGGCAUCUGUCAAUGAAUGGUGUUUCACUCGGCCUGUGAUAGCAUUAAUGACAGCUGUCCAUGAAUGGUGUGUCACUAGGCCUGUGAUAGCAUCAAUGGCAUCUGUCAAUGAAUAGUGUGUCACUCGGCCUGUGAUAGCAUUAAUGGCAUCUGUCAAUGAGUGGAGUGUCACUAGGCCUGCGAUAAGAUCAAUGGCAUCUGUCAAUAAAUGGUGUGUCACUAGGCCUUUGAUAGCAUCAAUAACAUGUGUCAUUGAAUGGUGUGUCACUACGCCUGUGAUAGCAUCAAUGGCAUCUGUCAAUGAAUGGUGUGUCACUAGGCGUGUGAUAGCAUCAAUGACAUCUGUCAUUGAAUGGUGUGUCGCUAGGCCUGUGAUAGCAUCAAUGGCAUCUGUCAAUGAAUGGUGUGUCAUUAGGCCUGUGAUAGCAUCAAUGACAUCUGUCAUUGAAUUGUCUUUCACUAGGCGUGUGAUAGCAUCAAUGACAUCUGUCAAUGAGUGGUGUGUCACUAGGACUGUGAUAGCAUCAAUGACAUAUGUCAAUCAAUGUUUUGUCACUAGGCCUGUGAUAGCAUCAAUGGCAUCUGUCAAUGAAUGUUGUUUCACUAGGCCUGUGAUAGCAUCAAAGGCAUCUGUCAAUGAGUGGUGUGUCACUUGGCCUGUGAUAGCAUCAAUGGAAUCUGUUAAUGAAUGGUGUAUUACUAGACCUGUGAUAGCAUCAAUUGCAUCUUUCAAUGAAUGUUGUGCUACUAGGCCUGUGAUAGCAUCAAUGGCAUCUGUCAAUGAAUCGUGUUUCACUAGGCCUAUGAUAGCAUCAAUGGCAGCUGUCAAUGAAUGGUGUGUCACUAGGCCUGUGAUAGCAUCAAUGGUAUCUGUCAAUGAAUAGUGUGUCACUAGGCCUGUGAUAGUAUCAAUGGCAGCUGUCAAUGAAUGGUGUGUCACUAGGCCUAUGAUAGCAUCAAUGGCAGCUGUCAAUGAAUGGUGUGUCACUACGCCUGUGAUAGCAUCAAUGGCAUCUGUCAAUGAAUGGUGUAUCACUAGGCCUGUGAUAGCAUCAAUGGCAUCUGUCAAUGAAUGGUGUGUCACUACGCCUGUGAUAGCAUCAAUGGCAUCUGUGUGAAGCCACCGAUAUGUAUAAUUAAACAUAUUUGUAAAUAGCCGAUGAUAUGAAGGGGAUUUGAACAAGGAUGUUAAAGUUAAAUUGUUUGUGAAAUCGUUUUAAUAUUAUAAUAAUAACUAUGUUCGCUAUGCAACACUGUCAGAGAUCUGUCCAAGACAUGUUCAAUGACGUCUCUGUGGCACUGUCAAGGAUCUCUCCAAUUCCAUGUCCUUGACAUCUUUUUGUCACUGCUAGUGACCAACAGGUGAUAAGAAAUGACAGGCACACACAAAACAGCAGGUUCAUACACAAAGAUAAGUGCACGCCAAAGGAGAAGUCCCUCACACAGAUUAGUGCGCACAUAAAGACAGGUGCACACACAAGAUAGAUGCACACAGCAGAUAGAUGCACACACAAAGACAGGUGCACUAACAAGAUAGAUGCACAUACAAAGACAGGUGCAGAAACAAUGACAGAUGCAAACACAAAGACAGGUGCAUACACAAUGUAAGGUAGUAUAUAUGGGCUAAUACAUGUUUAGUCACUGUGAACAGUGUAACUACUUUAGAAAGAGUUUAUAUUUGUAGGAGAGAGGGUUAUCUUGAAGCCAAUGCACUGAAUCCGUCACAGGUUAUUUAGGUAUUGAAGUAUCAACUUACAGGGUAUUUGGAUAUUGCAGUAUCAACUUAUAGGGUAUUUAGAUAUUGCAGUAUCAACUUACAUGGUAUUUAGGUAUUGCAGCAUCAAAUUACAGGGUAUUUAGAUAUUGCAGUAUCAACUGACAUGGUAUUAAGGUAUUGCAGUAUCAACUUACAGGUUAUUUAGGUAUUGCAGCAUCAAACUUACAAGAUUUUUAGGUACUGCAUUAUCAAACUUACCUGGUAUUUAGGUAUAACAGCAUCAAACCUACAUGGUAUAUGUGUAUUGCAAUAUCAUCUUGUAUUUUGGCCAUCUCCAGAGUGGAGGCGUAAUAUUGAUGCUGGUGACGUAGCACAUGCGUAUAUGAAGGCAGAUGGCGCCACUAGCAACGCUCCCGGCUUGGCACCCUCGAUUGUGAUCAGUGGAUGGGGCCUUAGACAGAUGCUGAUACAUAGUCUUCUGUUUAUAUGAACUUAUUGCUUGGUGCUUUGUUUCUAGGAUAUAAUGGAAUGGUAAUCUGUUUCUAUGCUGUUAUUGAAUGGUGCCGCGUUUCUAGGAUGUUAAAUAAUGAUGCUCUAAGUUUCUAUGAUGUUAUAGAAUGGUGCCAUGCUUCUAGGAUGUUAAAUAAUGACGCUAUAUUUUUCUAUGAUGUAAUUGUAUCGUUAUGUUUUGAGUAUGUUAUUGAAGUGUUCUCUGUUUCUCAUCUGCUUUUUAACUCAACAAGACAUCCAUAACAAUCGAUUAAUUAAGUCGUUCUUCUGUUCCACUUAUAAUUUACCCAUGCCAUUCAUGCACUUUCUCUCUGUCAUCAACUCAAUUAUUCCUGAUAAGAGUAAAAAAAACUUAGUUCAAUAAACAAAUGUAAAUAUUUGAUCCCAUUUUAAAAGUAC
Lymnaea stagnalis (great pond snail) is the source of this 4369-nucleotide messenger RNA. Lineage: Eukaryota; Metazoa; Mollusca; Gastropoda; Lymnaeidae. The record is from the annotation of a GenBank genome assembly.